This is a messenger RNA of Physella acuta, 741 nucleotides long. RefSeq lists its product as uncharacterized. Lineage: Eukaryota; Metazoa; Mollusca; Gastropoda; Physidae. The record is from RefSeq and is a predicted model, not a curated record.
AUGCGCGUCGUUCUAACAGUGCUGAUCUUGUGCCUCGCUGACCACUGUAGUGAAGGAUGUAAAUCUUACUGCCUUGACCACUGUAGCGAAGGACGUAAAUCUUCCUACGCUGACCACUGUAGUGAAGGACGUAAAUCUUCCUACGCUGACCACUGUAGUGAAGGACGUAAAUCUUCCUACGCUGACCACUGUAGUGAAGGACGUAAAUCUUCCUACGCUGACCACUGUAGUGAAGGACGUAAAUCUUCCUACGCUGACCACUGUAGUGAAGGACGUAAAUCUUCCUACGCUGACCACUGUAGUGAAGGACGUAAAUCUUCCUACGCUGACCACUGUAGUGAAGGACGUAAAUCUUCCUACGCUGACCACUGUAGUGAAGGACGUAAAUCUUCCUACGCUGACCACUGUAGUGAAGGACGUAAAUCUUCCUACGCUGACCACUGUAGUGAAGGACGUAAAUCUUCCUACGCUGACCACUGUAGUGAAGGACGUAAAUCUUCCUACGCUGACCACUGUAGUGAAGGACGUAAAUCUUCCUACGCUGACCACUGUAGUGAAGGACGUAAAUCUUCCUACGCUGACCACUGUAGUGAAGGACGUAAAUCUUACAGCGCUGACAACUGUAGUGAAGGACGUAAAUCUUCCUACGCUGACCACUGUAGUGAAGGACGUAAAUCUUACAGCGCUGACAACUGUAGUGAAGGACGUAAAUCUUCCUACGCUGACCACUGUAGCACAUAA